AUGGACAGCUCAGAGAAGAGAGACAUAACUCCCCAACCCUCCUCGGAGGGGGAUGCCAUAUCAACCGACAAGAAGGACUUGCCUCGUGACGAGAAAGAUAACUACGAUGUCGAAGUUCUCAAGUCAGAGCCUACUAGGCCCCUCGAGACCGCGGAAGAUAUCGUCACGAAUGUCAUCCACGUCGAUGAUGAUCCUACUAUGAACCCAUGGACAGUCCGCAUGUUCGUCGUUGGUAUCGGGCUGUCAGCAUUCGGUGGUGUCCUACAAGAGAUCAUGUACUUCAAGCCUCAAGUCGUGUAUGUAUCAGUUAUGUUCUUAACCGUCCUUGCCGAAACCCUCGGCACUGGCUUGUCGUACAUCAUCCCUCGAAAAGGCGCCAUUGGUCGUUUCCUCAACCCUCACCCAUGGAACAGAAAGGAGCACACUGCAGCUGUCCUCAUGGCAUCCGCCGCAUCGGUAUCAGCCCUAUCAACUGAAGCCCUGUCGGUGCAGAAGCUUUGGUAUGGUGGAUACCCCAACCAAGCUGCUGGUAUCUUCAUCACUCUUUCGUCGCAGCUCAUUGGAUAUGGUAUUGCUGGUAUGAUGAGGAGUGUGUUGCUAUACCCUACCAAGAUGCUCUACCCUGCGAACCUGCCCAUCACAACUGUGAUGGAGACAUUGCACAAGCCAAAGUCUGAGACGAGGAAGAGGUUCCAAGUUUUCUGGAUUGUUUUCGUAGCUAUCUUCUGCUGGGAAUGGUUCCCCGAAUACAUCUUUCCCCUUCUCUCUGCCGUCUCCAUCUUCUGCCUCGCCGACCGCAAUAACCCCGUUUUCACAAACCUCUUCGGUGGUUCCCAGGGUAACGAGGGAAUGGGAUUCCUGAGCCUGUGCUUUGACUGGAACUACAUCGCUGGCUUUGGCUCACCUCUUUGGAUGCCUCUCCAGACUCUGGUGAACAGCUUCAUCGGAUAUUUCGGCGGUAUUCUCCUUUCGAUUGGCUUAUACUACAGCAACAUCUGGAGAGCCAAGGACUUCCCCUUCAUGGCCCAGCUUCUGUACGAUGGAAGUUCAAACUCGACCAACUACGUUGAGUACAACGAGACUUCGAUCAUGAAACCCGAUUUCACUGUCAACAAUGACGCUAUUGACAAGCAGGGCCUUCCUCAUCUCACAGCUACCUACGUCAACUAUCUCAUCACGUCCAACGCUGGUCUGACCGCCACAUUGGUUCACAUGCUUCUGUGGAACUAUGCUGAAGUCAGUCUCGGAUGGUCCUGGAUUACCAUGAGCACCCUGAAGAAGGCCUUCCGCCCACAGACGUAUAUCUUCUGGCGCCAAAGCGGUUCUCGCAGUGAGGAAGAGAAGACCAAGCUUCGCGACGACCCCACUAUCGAUCCUCAUUACAAGCUGAUGCUCGACUACGACGAGGUUCCUAACAGUUGGUACUUUCUCGUCUUCGCUGCGAGCUUCAUCGUCGGAAUGACUUGUCUGUAUGUGAUGAAGUCGACGUUGCCGUGGUGGGGAUUCAUCCUGGCAGUCAUCUUCUUGGUCGUUUUUCUUGUUUUCUUUGGUGCGCAGUAUGCCAUCACCGGUUUCAACUUUAACUUGCAGCCGAUCUUCCAGAUGUUGGCAGGAUACAUGUUUCCCGGGCGCCCGCUUGCAAACAUGUACUUUACAUCGUACACAUACAAUGCUAUCUCUCAGGGCUUCCUACUUUUGCGAGACCUGAAGCUUGCCCAGCAGAACAAGUUGUCCCCCAAGGCUACAUUUACUACACAAGUAAUUGGCUGUUGUUUGGGCGCUCUUCUCAACUACGUGAUGAUGAUCAGCAUCAUCGAUAACCAAGCACCUACCCUCAAGUCCGCUGAGGGAACCAACAUUUGGUCGGGUGCUCAGAUCCAGCAGUUCAACACCCUCGCUAUCGCAUGGUCCAUCGCUCCCAGGAUGUUCUCUAUUGGCGCUCGCUACCAAUGGGUGACCAUCGCCUUCUUCAUCGGCUUUUUGGCUCCUCUGCCGUUCUACAUCGCGCACCGUUUCUUCCCUCACAUGCGAAUUUGGUCUUACCUCAACACAGCCAUCAUUCUCUGGUACCUUGGCGAGCUCUUCGUCGGACUCAACGCAUCGCUCACCAGCUAUUACAUCCUGGGUGCCUUUGGACAGUUCUACCUUCGACGUUACCGACCUCAAGCAUUUGUCAAGUGGAACUAUCUUAUUUCCGCGGCACUGGACGGUGGUACGCAGGUCAUGGUCUUCAUUGCCACGUUUGCGGUGUUUGGAGGUUCUGGAAAAGCUGUUGCAUUCCCUGAAUGGGCGGGGAAUAGGAUCAACAACUAUGAUUACUGUAAAUUCAAUGCGCAGGGUUAA
This is a messenger RNA of Fusarium pseudograminearum CS3096, 2343 nucleotides long. RefSeq lists its product as uncharacterized. The record is from RefSeq and is a predicted model, not a curated record. Gene Ontology annotation, molecular function: oligopeptide transmembrane transporter activity. The coding region runs from base 1 to 2343 and encodes 780 amino acids. The transcript has 5 exons. Lineage: Eukaryota; Fungi; Ascomycota; Sordariomycetes; Hypocreales; Nectriaceae. Gene Ontology annotation, biological process: transmembrane transport.